UUCAAACAACGUCCUGACAAAAUGGCCGCUGCGAUGGAUGUAGACGAAGAAGUUCAGGGUGGUGUUUCUGGAGAUAGGACUGGAAAGAAGAGAUUUGAAGUUAAAAAGUGGAAUGCCGUUGCCUUAUGGGCCUGGGACAUUGUUGUGGAUAAUUGUGCGAUUUGUAGGAACCACAUCAUGGACCUAUGUAUUGAAUGCCAGGCCAACCAAGCCUCUGCCACUAGUGAAGAAUGCACUGUAGCCUGGGGUGUAUGCAAUCAUGCAUUCCACUUCCACUGCAUAUCACGCUGGUUGAAGACCCGACAGGUCUGUCCACUGGAUAACAGGGAAUGGGAAUUCCAGAAGUAUGGUCACUAGAGAAAUGGAUGGGAUAUAUGGACUUUCGUGGAGUUAACAGUUCUAAGCUACACAAUACAACAGUAGUGGUGCAGACAUUUUAUUGUUCAAUCUCGUGUUAAAGAGUUCUUUCAUACAGUUUGCAUUCACAUGCUUUUAUUUUGCUGUUUGAAACAAGAUGCUUAGAAUUGGACUUACUAGAUUUUCAGUCAAAAUCGUUGAUAUUCAAAUUAUAACUAAAAACUGUGCACAUGUUAGAUUGUGCCUGAACUGCACACUCAAUAGACACUAAGGUGAACAAUGAUACUUAAAUGUGAAAUGGUUUCACUUUAUCUAGCUUGUGAUGCAUCACUUUAAUUGUGAUACGUCUAUGUUUUCAUUUUCAUUGUUGUGUAAAGAAUAAAAUUUUAAAUCGU
Mya arenaria is the source of this 752-nucleotide messenger RNA. RefSeq names its product E3 ubiquitin-protein ligase RBX1. Gene Ontology annotation, molecular function: cullin family protein binding; ubiquitin protein ligase activity; zinc ion binding. Gene Ontology annotation, cellular component: nucleus; cullin-RING ubiquitin ligase complex. Gene Ontology annotation, biological process: protein ubiquitination; ubiquitin-dependent protein catabolic process. NCBI's taxonomy places the organism in Eukaryota, Metazoa, Mollusca, Bivalvia, Myida, Myidae. The transcript is spliced from 6 exons. The record is from RefSeq and is a predicted model, not a curated record. Bases 22 to 357 code for a protein of 111 amino acids.